This is a messenger RNA of Canis lupus familiaris (dog), 8982 nucleotides long. It is a transcript of the gene NLGN1, whose product is annotated as neuroligin 1. Gene Ontology annotation, biological process: presynaptic membrane assembly; postsynaptic membrane assembly; neuron cell-cell adhesion. Gene Ontology annotation, cellular component: synapse; cell surface; postsynaptic specialization membrane. NCBI's taxonomy places the organism in Eukaryota, Metazoa, Chordata, Mammalia, Carnivora, Canidae. The transcript has 7 exons. Gene Ontology annotation, molecular function: signaling receptor activity; neurexin family protein binding. Bases 1118 to 3649 code for a protein of 843 amino acids. The record is from RefSeq and is a predicted model, not a curated record.
UUGUACCAUUUUUCAUCCUGCACCGAUUUGGAGUAGAAACCUCUAUUAGGGGAAAAGCAGGGUCCUCGGCAUUUUUUGCGAGCAGUGCACCCAGAAUCCAAAAAGAUUUUUUUUAAAAAAAAAGAAGAAGGAAGAAAGCAGCCACAGUUCUCCCGGUCACCCGAACGGGGCCACGAAACCGCUUCCCUGGACAUCGGCGCCAGGGAUUCGUUUUCGAGGUCAAUUUCCCAUCGAGAUAAAUCUAUUGGAUUAGUAGGAUUAUCUGAUUGCAGCCGAAAGAAGUAACGUUGUUUGAUCAUUUGUAUUUUCUUGCCUGCUGGUCGGAUUUGCAUGGAGGUGGUGGCUCUGGGUCCCGAGAAUCCUGGAUCGUGGUUUCAUCUGGGGAGAAAAAAAGGAUCAAUCGACACGUUUUGGAAGUGUCCGUGGGUGAAUUAAAAAAAAAAAAAAAAAAAAAAAAAAAAAAAAAAGGAGGUGUGGGGGGGUGGUGGUGGUGGUGGUGGUUUUGCAAAAACUGGGAUUGCGGCUGCUUAAAGAAGAAAAAUAAAUUGAAAAAGGAAGCGUCUUGAAUUCUGCUACAAGAAUCCCCAGGGCUCAAGAUCCAAAAAAAAAAAAAAAAGAGAGAAAAAGAAAAAAAAAAAAAAGGGGGAAAAAAAGCAGAAAAAGCGUCUAGAAGCGGAUAAAUACUUGGACCGAUCGAGCCUGAAUUUGACGGCGAAGUGGAAGGAGGAAGUGUCUCCUUGAAGGGCCGGAGGGGCACUAAGGGAGGACCAGGGGGCCUGCGCGGCUCGCUCCGGGAGGGAUGCAGACCUGCCGCUAACUGGAUUUGAUUUAUAAGAGGGGAAUCUACAGUCAAUGGCCACUCUUGUCACGUUGCUACUAUGGAAAACAGAGUGGUCAAUAGGAUAUGGUCUGAUAAAUAGUGAUGAUUGAAGAUGUUACUUCAAUCCAUGUGAAAUCGAUGGGAGAUACUGGCUGCGGAAAGAGCUUCCUGAGCUUUUCUUGACGAGCUUGACUUGAAGAAGUCGGAGGUGUGAGCUACCACUAAACAGUCUUCUCAAGCGGAUACAAAUACCUUUGCCUCGCUGAAACCAGACAACUACACAACUAAUGUGGGACCAUGGCACUGCCCAGAUGCAUGUGGCCAAAUUAUGUUUGGAGGGCAAUAAUGGCAUGCUUGGUACACAGGGGAUCGGGUGCCUCAUUGACUCUCUGCGCGUUGGGAUGUUUGCUGCAGGCUGCCCAUGUGCUUUCACAAAAAUUGGAUGAUGCAGACCCACUGGUGACCACCAACUUCGGCAAGAUAAGAGGGAUUAAGAAAGAGCUCAAUAACGAAAUUUUGGGACCUGUUAUUCAAUUUCUUGGGGUUCCAUAUGCAGCCCCACCAACAGGGGAACAUCGUUUUCAGCCUCCAGAACCACCAUCUCCCUGGUCAGAUAUCAGGAAUGCAACUCAGUUUGCUCCUGUGUGUCCCCAGAAUAUCAUUGACGGCAGAUUGCCAGAAGUCAUGCUUCCUGUGUGGUUUACUAAUAACUUGGAUGUGGUUUCUUCAUACGUACAAGACCAGAGCGAAGAUUGCCUAUAUUUAAACAUAUACGUUCCAACUGAGGAUGUAAAAAGAAUAUCCAAGGAAUGUGCCAGAAAACCCGGCAAGAAAAUAUGUAGAAAAGGAGAUAUUCGGGACAGUGGGGGUCCCAAACCAGUGAUGGUGUAUAUCCAUGGUGGCUCAUACAUGGAAGGUACUGGAAAUUUAUAUGAUGGGAGUGUCUUGGCAAGCUAUGGCAAUGUGAUCGUCAUCACAGUCAACUAUCGACUUGGGGUACUUGGUUUCUUGAGCACAGGGGAUCAGGCUGCAAAAGGAAACUAUGGACUCCUUGAUCUCAUACAGGCUUUAAGAUGGACUAGUGAGAACAUUGGAUUCUUUGGUGGUGACCCCUUAAGAAUCACUGUUUUUGGAUCUGGCGCUGGGGGUUCAUGUGUCAAUCUGCUGACUUUAUCCCAUUAUUCUGAAGGUAACCGUUGGAGCAAUUCAACCAAAGGACUUUUUCAGCGAGCAAUAGCUCAAAGCGGAACAGCCCUUUCCAGCUGGGCUGUUAGUUUCCAACCUGCAAAAUAUGCUAGAAUGUUGGCCACAAAAGUUGGUUGCAAUGUUUCAGAUACAGUAGAGUUAGUGGAAUGCCUACAGAAGAAGCCUUACAAAGAACUUGUUGACCAAGACAUUCAACCAGCACGAUACCACAUAGCCUUCGGACCCGUGAUUGAUGGCGAUGUAAUACCAGAUGACCCUCAGAUAUUGAUGGAGCAAGGAGAGUUUCUCAACUAUGAUAUAAUGUUAGGAGUUAACCAAGGGGAAGGGUUAAAAUUUGUUGAGAACAUAGUAGAUAGUGAUGAUGGCAUAUCAGCUAGUGAUUUUGACUUCGCCGUUUCCAAUUUUGUUGAUAAUUUAUAUGGAUAUCCUGAAGGCAAAGAUGUUUUGAGAGAAACCAUUAAAUUCAUGUACACUGACUGGGCUGACCGUCAUAACCCUGAAACCAGAAGGAAGACAUUAUUGGCUUUGUUUACAGAUCAUCAGUGGGUGGCACCAGCUGUAGCUACAGCAGAUCUUCACUCAAACUUUGGUUCACCUACAUAUUUCUAUGCCUUUUACCAUCAUUGCCAAACAGAUCAGGUUCCAGCUUGGGCUGAUGCAGCUCAUGGAGAUGAAGUUCCCUACGUACUAGGAAUCCCCAUGAUUGGACCUACAGAGUUAUUUCCUUGCAAUUUCUCCAAAAAUGAUGUGAUGCUGAGUGCAGUUGUUAUGACAUACUGGACAAAUUUUGCUAAAACUGGUGACCCAAAUCAACCAGUCCCUCAAGACACGAAAUUCAUCCAUACCAAACCCAACCGCUUUGAAGAAGUAGCAUGGACCAGAUAUUCCCAGAAAGAUCAACUUUAUCUCCAUAUUGGAUUAAAACCAAGAGUUAAAGAACAUUACAGAGCCAAUAAGGUGAACCUCUGGUUGGAGCUGGUACCUCAUCUGCAUAAUCUCAAUGACAUUUCCCAGUAUACCUCGACAACAACUAAAGUGCCAUCGACUGACAUCACUUUCAGACCUACGAGAAAGAAUUCUGUACCUGUCACAUCAGCAUUUCCCACUGCCAAGCAGGAUGAUCCCAAACAACAACCGAGUCCAUUUUCAGUGGAUCAAAGGGACUACUCCACAGAGCUGAGCGUCACUAUUGCAGUUGGAGCCUCGCUGCUGUUUCUGAACAUCCUCGCCUUUGCAGCCCUAUACUACAAAAAGGAUAAGAGGAGACACGAUGUUCACAGGAGAUGCAGCCCUCAGCGCACUACUACCAACGAUCUGACCCACGCACAAGAAGAGGAGAUCAUGUCCCUCCAAAUGAAGCACACUGAUUUGGAUCAUGAAUGUGAGUCCAUCCAUCCACAUGAGGUGGUUCUUCGGACCGCCUGCCCCCCAGAUUACACACUAGCUAUGAGGAGGUCACCUGAUGAUGUUCCCUUAAUGACACCCAACACCAUCACAAUGAUCCCCAACACUAUACCAGGGAUUCAACCCUUACACACAUUCAACACAUUCACCGGAGGACAGAACAAUACUCUGCCCCACCCCCACCCCCACCCCCAUUCACAUUCAACAACCAGGGUAUAGCCAGAUAAGAGAAACAAACUCUAUUUUUUUGAUGGAUUGCAGUAAAAGAUUACUGAAGAUUCCUUGGCUUUCAACCUACAAGACUCUUACUAUUUAAAUAAGGAGGAAUAUUAUGUGAAUAUACAUAUCAAGAACUUUGGGGGUUUUGAAAAAAAAAUUCAAUUGUACAUAUAUACACAAAUCAACUUUAAAAAUGAAUUUCAAUUGCUUGAGGCAAUUGUUCUGAAUGAUACUUUUUCAUUCACAUUCAAGAAUUAAUUUUUUGAAGAUUUAUGUUACAUAAUGGAAUUAGGCAUGUGGAACACCAAACGGGAAAGAACUAUGUCUGAAAUAUAAAAAAUAAAAAUAAAAAAACAACCAUGAAUAUGCACAAGGGACACACCAAUGGAAUGUCAGAUAAUUUUCACCAGUUUUUAUUUGGAGCCGUUUUAUUGUGUAGACCAUAUUUACAUAUUUGGAUAAGUACACAAAGCACCAAUGCUGUUAAUGGCCUUAGCAGAGGCUCAUGCUGAAAUUUGCCAGUAAAACAAAGAAGUUUAAAGACUGGCAGGUACAACAUUAUCACAUAAGUGCUGUCAGUAUAAAGUUGUGGGGAUAAAGGAAACUGGAUAUUUUUAGCACGAUGUGCAUGAUAAUUUAUAUGCUUGGUGGCUGUGCUGCUGAUUAAGCCGUAAUUAAAAUUCUUCUCAUCCCAUUGGAGUCUUUAAUAGAAGCUUCCUCUAUCAAUUGGCAAAACCUAAAGAAGAUUUUAAGGGGCAAAAGUAAUUAGAAGUAAAUAAUUCACAGUAGUUUUGAUAAUAGGAAGAAUUAGUUAUUAAAGGUAUUUGAAGAAACUAUAGGUAUAGUGGUGAAUACUCGCUGAUAUGAAUCCCAGGAAAAAAAUUCCUGUGUUUUUAAUGUUCUUUUCAUUCCAGUCUAAAUAAUUUAUAGAAAUACAGCCCUAAUUGGACAUGUGUUACAGGAUCUAUAAUUUGCUGUGGUUUUUGUUAUUCUGUAUUUUGUUCCUUUUGGUAAAGGUGAAGUGUGUCCAAAGAGUUACUUGCAACAGUCUUUUAUGAUAUGAGGAUAUGCCCCAAAUUACCACUCUGAUUACAGUUCUCAGUUAAUUGAUUUACUCAUGUUGCAUGACAAAAUGUUUACUAAUAAGAAUUCAAUAUACAGUCAUGUCCCUCCUCAUAUCACUUAUCUUUCUCACUGAGGUUCAUUCACUGGAAUUUACCCACGCGAUCUCAGUAGAGUACAACAUAGAUACAGAACCUAGAAGGAGAGUCAACACCUGGAGGAUUUUAGUCUUACACGUAUGUGUGAUUUUAAAUGAAUACUUUAAGACCACAGGAAACUCUUCAUCCCCCUGUUGUUUACCAGUAACAGUAUAUCACAGACCUUUCCAAAUGUUUGUAUAUGUAAUCAGAUGUACAUUUAUAUUAAAAAAAAUUGAGAUGGACUUAAAGAGCACAUCCUGAUAAAUACUUUCUCUCUUACCUGUACUAUAUUUCUAUUAGACUAAAGUUAUGUGAUUUUUUUUUACAUUUUUUCAGAUGACUAGCAAUUUUGAUAGUUUGUAAGAUAAUGCAAAGAACUUUCUCUGACAAACUAACUGCAGUAACAGAAACCUUUCUUUUCAGUUACUCUUUUUCAAGAAUGAAAGCUUAUUAUACAAAAAAAAAAUUGUAUACUACUUGAUGGAAACAACUUUGUACAUCUUGGCCAUGUCACUGGUCAUUGCGUGAAAUAAAGAUAAUCUGGAUAAUGACUAUUAGUCCAAUGCUAAGAGACAUGAUCUUUGCUCAUUAAAGAGCUAAAAUGUUUAUUGCUGUUUUGUCUUUUUUUAAAUAACAAAAGAAACAUGACUGUCUCAGAGAGUCAUUUUUCUAGACCAAGUUGGGUUUUUGAAGACACGUAGGUAACUUCUAUAGAAAACACAAGUGUAUUUGAAGGCAAGUCGCACCUAAGAUGAAACUGAUGAAACUUUGACAUUAUGAAUUUAUAAGCCCAGGAAUCAUGGAAAGUAUUAGCUUUGUAUUUUUAAAUAUCUCUUAUGUACAAGUGUCGUAGAAAUAAAAUGUGCCAAUUGUUUUCAGUUAGAAACACAGGUUCCAAUUUUCAUCAUCAGAGAAAAGCUCUAUUGGAAAUAAAUGUGCAAUAUUUAAUGGAAUGAGAAGAGCUAGGUUCAUAGUAGAAGGGUGAUUAAACUAUCACAAAGUAAUGGAUAGAAAGUUAUCCUCCUAAGAGAAUUAAAAAGUGCCGAGCAAGACAUUAAGCUGACACUAAAAGAUAAAACCUUCUCUAUCAAGGAAUUUCUUUGGUUGUAAUUCCCCCUCCCAAUUAUUAACUAUCAAUUAGAUGUAGAUAUUACUCUAUAACUUCAAAUAAAAAUCUCUGUGAGAAACAAAAAGUCUUCAAAACCCAGAGCGGUCUACAUGCAGUUUUUGCCUGACGUGGUUGUGCUUUUCGACUGUGAACUGCCAAUGUGAGCCAAGACAAAGAAUUGCUUAACAUCUGAAAUACUGCUAAUCUGAAAACUGUCUUUUAAUAUACUGAUUAAACAAAAGAUAAAAAGAAAUAGAAAUGGCAACAAAAUAAGACAUGAGUGAAAUCUUUCAUGUACAUUAUUUCACUUGGCAAAAUCAAGCAUUCUAUUAUAUCUUAAUGAUGGCCAUAUUUAUCUCUCUCUGCAUAUCUGUUGCUCUAAAUUUACCUAUCAAUCUACCUAUAUAUGCCAUAACUGACAUCUUUGUCAUAUUAAUUUAGGGAAAUGAUUUAGGAAAACAAAGCAUAGUCCUGGUCUUUUUUCUAAAUUAAUGUAGUAUCAACUUUGUGGAAGAUAAAAAAAAAAAAAGCAGUUCUAGGUUUUAUUAUUAUUCUCAAGUCGUGAUAAAGUCAUUGUGAAUGAGUGUUAGUUGUUAGUUUUAUAAUUACAGCAGCUAGUUUUCUGAGUGUAAAAUGAUUUCCCACAAUAAACAGAACAUUAAGAACUGUUUUUAAAGCUGAAACAUACUUUUUAAAUGUAAGAAAUAUUUUGAAUAUUGUUAAAUUUUAACCAAUAUCUUUAAAAUGUAUUUAUUCAGACGAUUUUCUUCAGAAAAAAAGUAAGUCACAAAAUUAAAGGAAUAUUUUUGGCAUUCCUUAUUAAUUCAGAUUUUCCUCCCUCAGAUCAAAUUGCAGAUCGUCAAGGCUGCUUAGAAUUUAUACAAACAUUAGGUCAAAAUGGACUUUAUUUCAUUGUUUUGUUAUCAAAUAAAAUUAUCGCCAGGUGUUUUUCGCCAGAUUCAAGUUGUUCCAGAGUAUGAGGUUAGAAAUAUGAAAGUGACAGAUUUCAUAGUUUUAAAUCUCUACUGAAUAUGUUGACUCUGAACAAAAUCUGGCUGACUGCUACAGAUGUAUCACAAGGUUCAUCAUUAUCUUUAUGAAAAUUGGAAAGUUAUUUGCUCGAGCAUUAAAACUAUCCAAUUUGAAUUUGGAGAGAUCGUGCUAGCAGCUAAAAGAGGAAAAUCUGAGCAGAGUAUAGAUUAUUUCAUUUCUCGUUUCAAAUUUAAAAGUUGACCAUAAUGAUGCAUUAAUUCUGAUUUUUUAGUUCUGUACAACAUGAAAACUGCAACCAAAUUUUUUAAAAUAAGUUACCAUAUGUAAAACAAAAGAGAAAAACAAUGCACUAAUUUUCUUACAGAAAAGAAAUGCCAAAACUCAAUUGUUAUAUUCUUCUCAGUUAUUUCACCUGUUGACAUACUCAAACUGACACACAUACUAAUAUUGUGAAAAGAUGCAAAGAAAGUGGCAAAUGUGUUUCAGCUUUAAAGGCACUGCUACAUAGAAAAUACUGGGAUUUUUUUCUUUGGCGAGUUUCACUGAAAGAUUUUCAAAGCGCAAAACGAUGAAUGGAAUUUUUAGGAAGCUGUCAAAUAUCAUGGCAAUCCUUUGAUGUUUGUUUUCUUCUGUGUUAUUGGUUCAAAGUACUGGCCUUUUUCUUCAUUUCUAGUAAUUAGUUGUUAUAGACUAUCAGUUUUUAAUGUGAGUGAAAAUUAGAUAAUUUGGCUAUACUUGUGAAAACAUGCUCCCAAAUAAAUUCAAUUAAUGGGCAUUUCCCUGCUGAGAUUUUGUUAUCAUUCAUUUAAUUAUCUUGUCAAGCUUUACUGUUAAAGACAAUUGUGUUGGCUUUUUAGUCAAUAAACUAAGGGAAUUUCUCCAACAGCCUUAUACCUCUCCUGCACGUGAUAUGAUACCAUACACUUCAAAUUUCCAACAGAAGCCUCUAAAGAAAUAUCCUGCUGAUACGAAACAUUUGGUAGCCACCUUGAUUCUCUUUCAAAAGCAUUCCGAUUUGACUCUAUUCUGGCCCUCUGAUGUAUUUGUACACAGGCCAGAAAUCAAUUCCAUUUGACAAAGGUUAUGGAGUACACAGACUGGACUAACCGUGUGCAGGGUGUAAGUGCCUUUCUCCCUGGGAUUUAGUUUUACUUAUCAACCUUAUUGUCUCUUUUAAAUUUGCAGAUCCUGAUAAUUCAAUUGAAAAGAUACAACAGGAUGACCAUGUUACAAAUUUCCAGUAAGAAAAUCUUAUUUAGAAAGGUCUCUUCUGGCAUUCAGUUUGAUUUUUGUAUGGCAGCAAAUGGGUCCAAACUAUUCCUAGGAAAGAGUGAGGUGAAUUUUUGGAAAACAACAAAGAAUCUUUUAGACAUCAAAUUUAAUAGUAUUUAAGUAUAGAAACUUAAAUCUCUAACAAACUUUAACUUUUUUCCAAAUAGGUAAAUUUAACUUAAAAGGAGUCUGAAGUUGUUAGAGACAAACAUAAGUUAGAAAGUAUAUCGUUUUUCUUUCUAGUCAACCGUCAUAUAUACCACAUGGUAUAUAUAUAUAUACACAUUAUUUGGUACGUGGUUUAUUGGAUGUUUGUGAGGGCCCUUUCAGACUCACACAUUUACAAAUGACUCUGUAUAUCUUACGACAUCUGUACUAAUGUUAUAGACUUUAAUCUUUUGUAGAAGGUCAAGCCAAAGUGCUAGCAGUUUUGGUUGAAGCGAACGAUAACAAUUAAAGCUUUAAAGAAAUGUGUAAAGGUAUAGUAACAAAAACUCAGCAGAUGAAGUUAAGGAAAAGGGAACAUUUUAGAAUGCCACGUCUAGGGUUGAUGUCUAUAUUAGAUGGAAUGUUUAAAAGAAUUUUAGUGUUUUUGAUUCAUUUUCCUGCACUCAUCUCAUUUAGCAAAUUACUGGGACAUAUGUCAUGGUUUUUGUAAAAAAGGCCAUCGGGUGUCAUGAUUCAGUUUGUGUUUGGACAUCCGUGGGUUUCAUUAAAACACGUUUAUUAUCAUGAAUAAAUAUUACCGUGUUUUCCAA